AUAACACACCAUCUUCCAACCAUAAUACAUCUCAAAACCAAAACCUCAGUGAUCUCUUAUCUACUACAUUCAUCCAUACUUUUAUAACUUUUUUUAGAAAACAACAAAAAUGGAUAGAGGCCUCUUCCACCACCGCAAGAACGACGAGGACAAGCCGUCCGACUACUCAGAAACCACCGGUGGAGGCUACGGCACCACCGAAGGUGACCGAUAUGGCUCAGAAAACACCACCACCGGUGGUGGCUAUGGCUCCACCGAAGGCAAUCGCUACGGUUCCGAUGACACCACCGGUGGUGGUUAUGGCACAGAGUCCUACAAAACAUCUGGUGGUUAUGGUGAUACUGAGAAAGAAGGCAACCGUUAUGGAUCAUCAGACUACAACACCACCACCGGUGGCGGUGGCGUAGGCGGUGGCUAUGGCUCUACUGAGACUGACCGCUAUGGCUCAGACACAGCCGUCGGUGGCGGUAAAUAUGGUGAUUCUGAAACCAAGGUUGGGUAUGGAGAGGAAGGAGGUUACAAGAACACUGAUAGUGGUGAGACUGAAGAGCCACCAAGGGAUUAUGAGAAGGAAGAGAAGCAUCACAAGCAUCUUGAACAGAUUGGUGGUGUUGGUGCUGUUGCUUCCGGUGCUUAUGCUCUGUAUGAGAAGCACCAGGCGAAGAAAGACCCAGAGAAUGCACAUAGGCACAAAAUUGCGGAAGAGAUCGCAGCCGUCGGAGCAGUUGGAGCCGGAGGUUUUGCCUUCCAUGAGCAUCACGAGAAAAAGCAUGCUAAGGAAGACAGAAAGGAAGAGGAGGAGGAGGGGAGCGAGGGCAAGGAGAAGAAGCACCACUUCUUUUAAUUCUAAUCAACCUCUUUGAUAACGUGCUAUAAUAUAUUUAUAGUUCGAGGUGUUUCAAUUUGUAUUUUAAAGAAAAAAAAAACUUCUGUAUCUUUAAUUUUGUACUUAUUUUAUUGUCUUGUCCUAGAAGAAAAAGGAGUUGCAUGUCUUUGUGUAUUAGUUAAGCUUGCAAAUUUUAUCUUUAGUAUGUUGUGAGUGAGAUCGAGUCUAUUUUAUACUGUACCUUAGUUUUCUUGUAUAUCAAUAAACAUGCUUUUAUCCGGUUGUUGAUUA
This is a messenger RNA of Beta vulgaris subsp. vulgaris (sugar beet), 1117 nucleotides long. RefSeq lists its product as hypothetical. The record is from RefSeq and is a predicted model, not a curated record. Bases 110 to 844 code for a protein of 244 amino acids. Lineage: Eukaryota; Viridiplantae; Streptophyta; Magnoliopsida; Caryophyllales; Amaranthaceae. The transcript is spliced from 2 exons.